AUUCUUUUUAGUUGUUUCCAGCAAAUUCCAGGAGCCCGUAUCUCGAGGUUUAACCAAGUCCAACGGUGGAGAGUGGAUUCACUGUUUGUUUGGUGAAAGCCAGUCAGCCAGAGAUUAAUGAGCGGUGACACGACUUGCCUGCUGUCCCGUGUUCGUAUACGUGUUCGUAUAUAUCUUGAGAGAAGCGACCUGAACGAGGAGCAACUCCACCACUGUACCAGCACAGCACCCGGCGCCUUUUUCUUCCGACCUUGUGAGCUCCGAAGACUCCGUGCACUGUUUGCUCCGGCGACAUCCCCAAGGAGUUCACCAUGAAGAACUCGCAAGAUGAAUCAGAAAAUGAUGAUCAAGAGCAACCAUUGGACAUGAAGCCUUUGCGGUCAUUAGCACCAAUGUUUCCAACUCCUCUGGGAUAUGAUGUGACAACCCAGUCGACUGAUCCAAUGCUAGUUUUUGUCACGCCGUUCAGGCCGCGCGCCUCACCAGAACAAUCUGCAGCAUCAUUUGGUCAGCCGUUACCAAAGUCACCAAUUCCUAUGAAGGCUACUCCAAUCUCAGCAGCAUUUCCCAUUCCGCGACAUGAAUAUGAAUCAUCGGAUGAAGACUACAAGCCCUUUUCUGACCAUAAAAAACCAGCAUCGACAUCACGGAAGACAACCAAGAGGACUCAGCAGGCUGGGUACUCUGAUGCAGCUAACAUCAAGCGCAGGUCAACAAAGAGAAGCCUCAACAUAGAACUCACCUCCUGUCCAUCCUCGUCAAGUGACCCAAAUGAAUCAGUUGAAGAAAUCAUGAUGAUGUUUGAUUCACUUCGGCGCCGUAUACUGCAACUCGAUGAAAAAGAGAACGCAGGCAGGAGGUCUGACUUGAAAGCUGGUACUCUCAUGAUGCGGAAUGGCCUGAGGAUCAAUAACCUGAAGACCAUAGGACCUGUACCUGGUGUUGAAAUUGGAGACAUUUUCUUCUUCAGGAUUGAAAUGUGCAUUGUAGGCUUACAUGCACCUGCAAUGGCUGGCAUUGAUUACAUUUCCGCUUAGCAUGUUGGAAACAAUGAUACUCUGGCUGUCAGCAUCAUCUCAUCUGGUGGUUAUGAGAAUGAUGACAAUGACAUGAACAUUUUGGUGUACACAGGCCAGGGAGGCAAUAGUCGGUACAAGGAGAAGCACGAUCAGAAGCUUGAAAGAGGUAACCUCGCUCUCAUGAACAGCAUGAAAAAGAAAAACCUGAUCAGGGUUGUGCGCAGUGAACAAGACCCUUUCUUAAACUCGGGCAAAAUUUACAUCUAUGAUGGACUUUAUCGGGUCGAAGAUUCCUGGAUGGACAAAGCAAAGAAUGGCUUUAGUGUGUUCAAGUAUAAGCUGAGAAGAGAGCCAGGACAGCCUGAUGGAAUUUCAGUUUGGAAGAUGACUGAGAAGUGGAAAGCAAAUCCUGCAACAAGAGACAAGGCUAUACUACUGGAUUUAUCAUCAAAAGUGGAGAACACACCUGUUUGCCUUGUCAAUGAUGUUGAUGAUGAGAAAGGGCCAAGAUACUUCAACUAUGUAACUGGAGUGGAGUAUUUGAGGCCACUUAGCAAGACAAAAGCAUUACAGAGCUGCAAGUGUCCUAGUGUGUGCUUGCCUGGUGAUCCUAAUUGUUCAUGUUCACAGCUGAACGGUGGUGAUCUUCCUUACACCUCCCCUGGAUUGCUUGUGAAGCAUAUUCCAAUGCUUUAUGAGUGCUCUUCCAGAUGCCAGUGUUCUCAGGAUUGUCGAAACAGGGUCACACAGAAGGGUGUUUAUCUGAACUUUGAGGUCUUUUGGACUGGGGAUUGUGGAUGGGGUGUCUGGUCUUGGGAUCCCAUUCGUGCUGGCACAUUCAUCUGUGAGUAUGCUGGUAAAAUCAUUGAUGAAACAAAUAUGAACAUGGAUGGAGAGGAAGAUGAAUAUGCCUUUUGCACAUCAUGGCCCAUUGAUAAGACUUUAAGAUGGAACCAAGGAGCAGAAUUACUUGAAGACGCAAGUGCUAAUGUCAGAACUGAGAGACUAAAGAAAUUACCUAUUGUCAUAAGUGCAAAAAGUUCAGGUAAUGUGGCUCGCUUUCUGAACCAUAGCUGUUCUCCAAAUCUCCUUUGGCAGCCUGUACAGUAUUGUCAGGACCCUGCAACUGGGUACCCACUCCUACUGUGCCAAGACUCGCGUAGUUAUCCGUAACUACGUCCUAAGGCGCUGAGCAACCGGACCCCUAGGGUCCGACUCCAUCUCACCGGACCAACAGUCCCGGACCCACUUCCCGCUCGGGAAGCGGGUCCGGUGUCACCACGUGUCCAAGAGGUGGAAAUACUCAGCACCUGUGACCGCUUACCCGGACACCCGCAGGUGGGUCCGGGACCUCCACGUGCCAUCCGGACUCCCGCAGAUGGGUCCGGGAUCUCCACGUGCCAUCCGGACUCCCGC
Panicum virgatum (switchgrass) is the source of this 2435-nucleotide messenger RNA. Its product is annotated as histone-lysine N-methyltransferase, H3 lysine-9 specific SUVH3-like. The transcript is spliced from 2 exons. The record is from RefSeq and is a predicted model, not a curated record. Gene Ontology annotation, molecular function: protein binding; histone methyltransferase activity; zinc ion binding. The coding region runs from base 1110 to 2192 and encodes 360 amino acids. NCBI's taxonomy places the organism in Eukaryota, Viridiplantae, Streptophyta, Magnoliopsida, Poales, Poaceae. Gene Ontology annotation, cellular component: nucleus.